Hyaloperonospora brassicae is the source of this 1359-nucleotide messenger RNA. Lineage: Eukaryota; Oomycota; Peronosporomycetes; Peronosporales; Peronosporaceae. The record is from the annotation of a GenBank genome assembly.
AUGCCGCGUCGCCAACUGCUUCAAUGCGCUCACGUCGCUGCAGCAAAGCGACCGCCAACUGCUUCACCUGCUCCGCUCAAUGUACGACGACUUGCUCUCCUUCGACCGCACUUUGUCCGCGUGUUCCAAUUCACGGCCGCUGUUGUCCACACGUUUUACUUCCCACAUACACGAGCGGGCAAUAGUCGCGUCCGGUUCCUGUCGUCCACUAGGGCUUCGGCACCCAGCGACUCCUUUGCCUCGUUCGCUGCGUCAGCACAGCGCGAUCUGGUCGAGAUCCAGGACGCCGUCACCGCUGCACACGUCGAAGAACGAGUCGCCGCGUUGCGGGACAACGCCGCUGACCCGAAGCUCUGGGACGACGCCACGAACGCCACGGCAGUGCUGCAGCAUCUCGCUGCACUCGAGUCCCAAUUGGCUCAAGCCCGUGACUUGGACCGCCAGUUCGUGGAUACCAAGGCGCUCUACAACAUGGCCGCAGAAGAGCAGGACGAGCUCAUGCUCGAGGAGUGUACACGGGCGAUGGCUGCAGUGCGGGCGGAAUCGCAGCAGCUUCGACUCGGACUUGUGCUGGGGCACGAAAGCGACAGGCGUUCGUGCUUUAUUGAGAUCAAAGCCGGUGCGGGCGGCACCGACAGCUGCGACUGGACGGCGAUCUUGGCGAGGAUGUAUGCGCGCUGGGGCGCUGCUCGUGGUUUCCAUGUCCAGCACGUUGACGAGUCGGCUGGAGACGAAGCUGGGUUUCGAUCGGUCCUGAUGCGCGUGGAAGGCGUGUCGGCCUACGGAUGGGCCAAGUGUGAAGCGGGUGUACACCGUCUUGUGCGCAUCUCGCCGUUCGAUAGUGCCCGGAGGAGACACACGUCGUUUGCGCAAGUGCGUGUGUACCCCAUGGCUACUGAAGGUAGCGCUGACGACCAAGUUGAGAUGUCCACCAAGGACGUACGCAUCGAUACGUUUCGAUCGUCGGGGCCUGGUGGACAGCAUGUGAACUCGACCGACAGUGCGAUCCGAAUCACUCAUUUGCCCACGGGCAUUGUCGUGCAGAGCCAAUCCGACCGAUCACAGCAUCGAAACAAGGCUGAAGCGCUGGCGAUGCUGCGAGCGAAGCUGUACCAGCGAAAACUUGACGAAAAAGCUCAAGCCAGGCAUGCAGCCACUCAGGAUCUCGGGGACAACGCGUUUAGCAACCAGAUCCGGUCGUACGUGCUGCAUCCGUACCAGCUCGUCAAGGAUCAUCGCACAAACUACUCGGAAAGUAACACGGCUCGAGUGCUUGAUGGUGGUAUUCACCGAUUCAUCGAGAAGAUGCUUCUUCACAAAACAAUGUCCACCAGUUCUACAGAGGGGCAAUCGAGCUGA